Messenger RNA from Spathaspora passalidarum NRRL Y-27907, 1701 nucleotides. Its product is annotated as threonine aldolase. NCBI's taxonomy places the organism in Eukaryota, Fungi, Ascomycota, Pichiomycetes, Serinales, Debaryomycetaceae. Gene Ontology annotation, molecular function: L-allo-threonine aldolase activity. Gene Ontology annotation, biological process: glycine biosynthetic process; L-threonine catabolic process. The transcript has a single exon. Gene Ontology annotation, cellular component: cytosol. The record is from RefSeq and is a predicted model, not a curated record. The annotation marks the transcript as partial.
UUCUAUGCCCAUAACUGUAUGAAUUAUACAAGAGAUUGUAUUAACACUGUAUUCAAUCACCUAGUUCUUAAACCAAACUUUCUAUACCUAAGUAAUUCAUCACUACAGAUAAUUCAAAAGAUCACCAUUUAUGUACUAUUACUAAUCAAAUUGGUAUGUUAUCUGGUUUGAAUUACAUUACACUAGGUGCGCGAUUUUGUGGCAUUCCCAUACUUUGCACUCAACUGUGUCUUUGGCGGUGACUUCCUAAUUUGGAAAUUAAAUGCGAGCAUUUUUUUGACACUGAUCUACAAACCCUAUCACCCAGUACACAGACUAGUAAAUCAUACCCUAACCUUGCAUACCGGCAGAGAUUAUUAGCAGUAACUCGAUAACAGAUAUUUGUUGAUAUUGUCAAUGAUGGUCUGUCAAACAUAGCAAUGGUUUACUAGUAAUUGCCUCUUUUCGUAAUAUAGGAAUCGGAGUCACCAAUGACUCAGCACCAAUUUUUUUUUGGGGCCGUACGUGAAAUACUUCCAACCUGAUUUCCUUCUUUAUUACAACCUUCCCAAUAACUAUCGAUAAUACCAUGGAUUUCUCCAACUUUUCUGCCCAAAGUCCUGCUCACAAUGAGUUCCGUAGUGAUACAUUCACCACACCCACCUUGUCCAUGAUCCAAUCUCUUGGCAAGUCUACUUUAGGAGAUGCAGUAUACAAUGAAGAUCAAGCCACCAUUGCCUUGGAGGAAAAACUAGCUUCCAUGACUGGUAAAGAAGCAGGGUUGUACUGCGUAAGUGGUACUCUUUCCAACCAAAUCGCCAUGAGAGUCCACUUGUUACAGCCUCCAUAUAGUGUUUUAUGUGACCAUCGUGCCCAUGUUUAUGUUCAUGAAGCUGCUGGGUUAUCUACAUUAUCCCAAGCUAUGCCUCAACCAAUCAUCCCUAAAAACGGUAUCCACUUAACAUUAGAAGACGACAUCUUGCCUAACUUCAUUCCUGAUGAUGGUGAAAUUCAUGGUGCUCCAACCAAAUUGAUUUGCUUGGAGAACACUUUACACGGAAUGUUAUUCCCUCUUGACGAGAUUAAAAAGAUUUCUGCAUUCUGUAAAGCCAAUGAUGUAAAGUUGCAUUUAGAUGGGGCAAGAUUAUGGAAUGCACACGUUGAAACAGGAAUCCCCCUUGAAGAAUAUUGUAGUCAUUUCGAUAGUGUAUCACUUUGCUUGUCUAAAACCUUGGGUGCACCUAUCGGAACUGUCCUUGUAGGAAACAAAAAAUUCAUCCUCAAGGCUAACCAUUUUAAGAAGCAGAAUGGUGGUGGUAUAAGACAAAGUGGUCUUUUGGCAACCAUGGCCAUGACAGCAAUUGAGGAGAAUUUACCAAAAUUGAAAAAAACACAUGACCAAGCUAAGGAAUUAGGUAAGCUUUGUCAAGAACAUGGAAUUAUCUUGGAACAUCCUGUACAUACAAAUUUUGUGUUUAUUGACAUAUUGGCUAACAAGAUUGAUCCUGAAAAGUUGAUUGAAAUUUCCGACAAAUAUAAUGUCAAGAUCUAUUCUGGAAGAGUAGCAUUCCAUUACCAAGUCUCAGAUGAAAGUUUCGAGAAUGCUAAGAAGGUUGUAUUGGAAGUUGCUCAAUAUGCCAAAGAACACCCAUUUGAAGGUAACAGUAAUUUCAAAUUCUAUACUAGUGAAAAUAAGUAGAUAGAAAAUGUAAAUAUUGCAGC